CCGGGGUGGGUGCAAAUGACCAGAGACGGACUUGGGAGUGAGACCCCCAUAACGCUCAGCAAUCCGAGGUUGUUACAGAAGCAAGUGCUGAGCUUCCAGAAACAAUUCUACUUUGAUGAAAAAGACGACCCAGCUAAAAGCACUAAGGACGUAAAUGUUAGCCUCUCAGCAAACCUCCCAAAAGUUUCUGAAUUGAGAAAACGAUUCGAAGGCAUUACAACAAGCUCGAGCGAUUGGGAAAUGAACAGAAAGGAACGCAUUGCUCGAAGGUUGGAAGGUAUAGAGGGUGAGGUGCAUCCAUCUCUACUGCCAAACUUGGUGGCCAACCGGCUUCUGGAAGAGGACACACCGCGAUACACCAGGGCGUCUGACUCCUGUGGGCCUCGUGCUGUCAUGGUCCAUCAGCACAGCAUGGAAGGGUUUGAAAGCUCAGACGUGCUCAAGCCUCUAGAUCGAGAGUCUGGAACUCGACACAGACCUGAACACCAGUCCUCCAACCACUCUGAGCCAGUCCACAGUUUGAGUUCAUCAACUGUUCCCCUGGAGCUGGAGUCCAAAGCUGAACGCAUUGCCCGCUACAAAGCAGAGCGCCGCCGACAACUGUCCGAACGCUUUGGCCUCUCUUUGGAUCAAGAUCUUGACGUGAAACGUCCUUCCCGCCUCGCCUGCACCCGGAAUGAAUCUGAGAGCUCAGAGUGUCAUAACCAAGGGCAAUCUGUGAAGAAGGGAGGCAAAGACAUUACCUUGAAUGCUUACACCACCACUGCAGUYCCUAACCCAAGGGCAGGAGGCUUGGCACCACCACAGAGCCGGCCUGACACGGACUUUGAGGUUGCUCAAACCAGGGUGGACUCACUCUCAGAAAGAGAGAAGCUGAUGAACCUGGAAAAUCAACGCAGAACUGCUCCACCUGAGUCUUUAACUUCCUCAUACAUGGAYGUGACGCCACCUUCCAUUCCUGCCAGGGUAUCUGCUAAGGACUUUGUAAUGUCGAUGCAAUCUGAUUCACCCAAGAUGAGCGUACCUGCUUCUUUUCCCUCACCUAAACAUGGAGUUUCUCCUGGAGAUCUGUUCAUAGAGCAGCAGGCCCACAACAUCCUCAACAGACAGGGUGCAGGAACGAAGCUUAGUGCUGGUUGGCUGCUUCAGACUGAUUCCCAGGGAGACACCUACUCCCUCAUCARUUGGCCGUCAAGAAUAAAAGUUAGGGAGAUGCUUGCCAGGGAGGAGGGCCACCAGAGAAAUCUGGAGAUGGGAAAUGCUACUGAWGCCCCAGUGUACCACAGACAACAACACCAACAUCGACACCAGGCCCAGACAUCUUACCACARAGACCCAGCAGGGCCUCACCAUGUCUCUUCCCAUCCUCUCCAUCAACCCCAAACUCAUCUAAGUCGAUCUUGUCAGCAGGGAGGACAAAAUGCUGGCAGUUACGCAAGUUACCUGUCWAUGACCUCUGGUCCCACAUUCAAAGCUGGGCAGCAGCACCAGCAGUUCCAUGAAGAUGAGACUGAAGAAUUCGAGGGUGAGAAAACAAAAGKUCUUCUUAAGAGCAGAAAAACUGUCCUACCCUCAGAGAUCCGUCACAGGGAGAGGAGCACAGAGGAUCCAUUCAGAGGAAGAGGGGAUGAAGAAACAGGGAUCCACCAGGCAGAGCAGGCUGCCUUAGAGACACAAACACGAGGAGUUACAGCAGGUAGAAUGAGGACUGAGGAACCAGAGCGCACCACCUGUCUGCAGGUGUCRGAUAAAAGAUCACGAGAGCACGAUAACAACAUUUAUAGUCACAAAGUGCYGACCACAACCUACAUCCAGCCCAGAACAGGCCAAGGCAACUCCACUUCCAGAACACCACUGAACUGUUUGGUGUCAGACGCUGGUGAAUCCAGAGGAUUGACUCGAAGAAAUGUGCGGCACCAGCUGGAUGGUCCCCGAGAAAUUGGAGAGGACGGUAACCRAGAGAAUCACCAAGAAAGUAGAGUUUCUGUGGCCAAGCUCAGGAAUUCAUACAUGGAGCACACCACCACACCUCCAAGCAGGCGCAGGAAUGAGCUGUCUUGCCUGAACUCAGAGUUGGUUUCCACAGACGCCGAUGAAGAGACGUUAGAUGACCGAGCCAAACUAAGUGUCGCAGCCAAACGCUCUCUCUUCAAGGAACUGGAAAAAAGCUUUGAUGGUGUCAUUCCCAAGCCACGAUCCAGAAAUGCGGCAGUGGACAGAAGAUUAAGACGGACACAYGACCGAUCUAGGACUCAGCCCGUCACCACUGAGGAAGUAGUCAUAGCCACCACCAUCCCAUCUCAUGUGCCACAAAUGAUGACUGAUCAGUCUACUGUAACAUGUGCAGAUAGCCACACCCUAGUUUGCUGUAAUGCUCUGCCCCACAGCCUGCAGGCGUCUCUGCAGCAGAGGUCUGCGGCUCGGGAGCAAGUGCGAGCYUCUCGCGAGGCCCAGGGCUCGACGCAGGGGCCCGCCAUGGACGGAAGAGUCAGGAGUCAGAGUCAGGAGGAGCCGGACGUCUGCACGCUGAGCCUGGCAGAAAAGAUGGCGCUGUUCAAUCGGCUCGCACAGCCACCGAGCAGGGUCACGCACACCAGAGGAGGCUCACGCCAUCGCAGAGCCAACACUCGCUACCAGACACAGCCCAUCACUCUGGGAGACAUUGAACAGGAGCUCUCAGAUAUAGACUUCAAAGAUGAACAGGAGAUGAGUGACAGCCCAGAUGAAGAACUUCAAAAUGUAACACAAUCUCAGAACCUCCCGUCUUCAUCGUCCAUGUCUGGACUCAGAGCAGGAGCCGGUGUCUCCUCUGACCACGCUGGGAAGAGGAGGCUGCCUUCUCCCGAGCCAGCYGUCCGGCAGCCUGCGCUGCCCCAGCCUCAGUCUGGGAAAGCGAGGUGGGGGGACGACGAGGAGGAAGAGCAGAGGGAGAGGGAUGAGCAGCAGCUGCUCGGUCGUGGGGAGGAGGGAGCUGUGCAGAGCGCAGAGGAGCAGAGGAGGUAUCUGAGGGAGGAACUGCAGCGUUCAGACGACCAAACGAGCAGAGCCAUCAGUGGGGAGAUGCCAGCGGGAGCACUCACAGUCGGCUCAGUUCAGCUUGAUAAUGAAGAAGAGCUGAGUAAGAUGAUGCUUGCCCGACACAUGUCAAUAAAAGACAGGGUUGCCUUGUUAAAGAAGAGCGGCGAGCAAGACUGGAGGAACAGGAUCAGUAAGCAGCAGGAUGUGGUGAAAGUUGCAGAGGGCGACCAGGACGCUAACUUCUGGGAGGCAGAGCAGAAGUUCAAGAAGAAGGAUGAUGAAGCACUGAUGAUCGAUGACUUUGCUGAGUCGGAUCAGCUCUGGGAUCCUAUGUUUGCUGCUACUUUCUCCCCUCCUCCACCUGAACUUCCUUUCCAUCUUCCUUCCCUUGAUGGCGCAGCUGGCCAGGCCACCAAAUCUCCCAGGGCCUUUCAGGUGGAUCAGAGGCACCCGUGGAGACGGAAGAGAACCACAGAGGUUGAGAUGGACAGCCAGAGCACGGAGACACACAUGUCCAUCCAGGACAGGAAGCAGCUCAUCGUGGCUCAGGAGGAAGCCUGGAAGACCAAAGGUCACGGAGCCGCCAACGACUCCACCCAGUUCACUGUGGCAGCACGCAUGGUGAAGAAAGGACUUGCCUCUCCCUCUGCUGUGCACUCUAAUGUGCUGACCAAACCUAAACACAGCAGUCUUCCUGUAUCCAAACCACAGGAAGAGAUCAAAGUUGUGUCAGAUCUGAACCUGGAGUCGGACAGAAACCUGGACAAGCUGGAGACGUUCCUGGACAAACUGAACAGUAAAGUGUCUGGACUACCUGAAGCUACCGUCACUGUGACGCAGAAGAAAGUAAAGGAAGUGAUGAGCCUUGAAGAUGAAACCUUCUCCAGGUUUUAUCGCCCWGUGGAGGAUCUCACUGGAAACGCCACCAAGAUGGAAAUAGACGAUGACUUUGAUGCCAUUUUUGACCCUCAGGUGCCAAAGCUGACCUCUGCCAUGGUGCAGCACAGGCUGGCGGUGCGACCCACACGCAACGUCCAGUCCUCCAGAAACCCUCUGAAGAAGCUGGCCGCCAGGGAGGACAUCAGGCAGGAGUACACAGAGCAGAGGCUCAACGUCGGCCUGCUGGAGAGCAAAAGGAUGAAGGCUGAAAAGGCGACACGUCCAGACCAGGCUGGUUGAACCCAGAGCCUCCUCGCUGAACAGUGGAGAUUGUUUCCUGCUYAUCACACCCCACCACUGCUUUGUUUGGAUUGGAGAGUUUGCCAAUGUCAUUGAGAAAAACAAGGCUUCAGAGUUGGCCAAUUUCAUCCAGAGCAAGAAGGAUCUGGGUUGUCGAGCUAGCUUCGUUCAGGUGGUUGAGGAGGGCAUGGGUGCUCGCAGCCAAGCUGUCAAGGAGUUCUGGAAGAUUCUCGGGGGCCAGUUGGAUUACCAGUCCGCAGGAACACCCGAUGAAGACGAGUUGUACGAGAGCGCCAUUGUAGAGACGAACUGCAUUUAUCGAUUGAUGGAUGACAAGUUGGUCCCAGAUGAUGAUUUUUGGGCCAGAAUGCCAAGUUGUUCCCUGCUCAACCCAGCAGAGGUUUUGGUGUUUGACUUUGGCAGUGAAAUGUAUAUUUGGCAUGGGAAGGAAGUGACUCUGGCACAGAGGAAGGUAGCUUUUCAACUGGCUAAGCACCUGUGGAACGGCACCUUUGAUUAUACAAAUUGUGACAUCAACCCACUGGACCCAGGAGAGUGCAACUCAUUCAUACCAAAAAAAGGCCAUGGCCGACCUGACUGGGCAGUGUUUGGCAGACUGACUCAGUACAACGAGACCACCCUGUUCAAAGAGAAGUUCCAAGACUGGAGCGACUCCAGGAAAACACCCAAUCCCACAACAACAAACAACCACAUUACUGAUCYCAAGGAGCUGCACACCUUCGAUCAGCCUCAUGCCUACAAUGUUUCCUUGAUGCUGCCCCUACGUCAAGCUCCAGUUUGCACCACGUUGGACGGGUUCAAUGUGGGKCGGGGCUACGGCUUGGUGGAGGUAGAUGAGUGGAUGAGCUACGAGCUCAGCACUGUGGCGGUGGAGGUGUGGCACAUCCUGGAGUUUGACUACAGCCGCUUACCCAGACAGAGCAUCGGCCAGUUCCACGAGGGCGACACCUACGUGGUGAAGUGGAAGUACAUGGUCAGCACCGCAGUUGGGAGGAGACAAAACCCAGAACAGCUGAAGACCAGCGGAGCUGGAAAGGAAAAGAGCUGCUAUUUCUUCUGGCAGGGCUGCAACUCCACCAUCAGUGAGAAAGGAACGUCUGCACUCAUGACGGUGGAGCUGGACGAGGAGCGAGGUGCACAGGUUCUGGUCCAGCAGGGGAAAGAGCCUCCGUGUUUCCUGCAGUGCUUCAAAGGAGGGAUGAUUGUCCACUCAGGGAAAAGAGAGGAGGAAGAAAACUCCCAGAGUGAUUGGCGGCUGUACUGUGUGCGUGGGGAGCAUGAGGUGGAGGGCCACCUGCUGGAGGUGGUGUGUCACUGCAGCAGUCUGCGCUCCAGAGUGUCCAUGGUGCUGCUCGGCGUCAGCCAGGCUCGGAUCUAUCUGUGGCACGGCUGUAAAUCCCAAACGCACACGCGCGAGGUGGCACGCACCGCUGCCAACAAACUCAAAGAACACUGUCCUCUGGAAACAGGUCUCCACAGCAGCAGCAAGGUGACCAUUCAGGAAUGUGAUGAGGGAGCCGAGCCAGCGGGAUUCUGGGAAAGCCUGGGCAGAAGAGACAGGAAAGYGUAUGACUGCAUGCUGCAAGAUCCUGGAAGGUUUAACUUCACACCUCGCCUGUACCAGCUGAGCAGCACCUCGGGAGAGUUUACAGCUGUGGAGCUUCUUUACCCCGCCAGAGACCCCAACCAGGUCAACUCCAUGCCUUUCCUGCAGGAAGACCUGUAUGCAGUCUCCCAGCCAGCCCUGUUCUUGGUGGACAACCAUCAUGAGGUCUACCUGUGGCAGGGCUGGUGGUCUCAGGACAGUGAGAGCACAGGCUCGGCCCAAAUCCACUGGGACUCGGACAGAAAGUGUGCCAUGGAGACGGUGCUGCAGUACUGCAGAGAAAAGAAUGGGAGGAAACCUCCCAAAUCGUAUCUGAUCCAUGCAGGUCUGGAGCCGCUCACCUUCACCAACAUGUUUCCCUGCUGGGAGCACAGAGAGGACAUCGCCGAGAUCACUGAGAGGGAGGCUGAGGUGUGUAAUCAGAUCAUCCUGGUGGAGGACGUGUUGGCCCGUCUGUGUAAGAGCAGGUACCCACUGGAGGAGCUCCUCACCCGGCCGCUGCCCGAAGGAGUCGACCCUCUCCGUCUAGAAAUCUACCUGUCCAAUGAMGACUUUGAGGCUGUAGGGGCUUACAGGAAGAAAGCCCUGGAGAUGAGCAGAGAAGAAUACAGCUUGCUGCCGCCGUGGAAGCAGGCGAACUUAAAGAAAGCCAGAGGACUUUUCUGAAAGCGGCAGCAGGAUGUCGUUCAGGCUCCUCGUUUGCUUGGAUUUGCACACUGCAGAGACUCGGGAGCAGCUACCCCCGAGUCGAACCUUCACUGGAGGGAUGAACGAUGGACCCCGGGUGUGUGGUGGAGAGGUGUGCCAGCCUUUCAGACUGCAUUCUCUGCUGGUAAACAAUAGAAAACCAGUAGAUGCAUACGUUCACGAGUGAUCGUAUUAACAGUUCCCCUUAAAGUGAAACCUUUAAUGUAUGUAAAUAUGGACGGUGGCCUUAUGUUAUGAAGUUGUAGCAGGUCUGUCAGCCUGUUAGUCACUCUCCUCUUCAGACUGUCAAGUUUCUGAAUGUUUGUGCAUUGCAAAAUAAUUAUAUUUAUAUGUAAUCUACAAAACAAAAGUUUGAUAUAAAGAAAUUAAUUCAACAAAACGUUUGUUUGCCGCAGCAGUUUGAGGUGUAUGUAUGACUGUCUCUGCUGUACACACUUCUAUUGACUAAUCAAAUGAAGCAGCUUUGAGURAAACAUUACCACAGAGACUAGCAGGUGGGUCUGAAGGGACAGGCAUGUGAUGAAGUGAUUCAGUGUAUAGUGCCUUGCCUUGUGUACAGUUUCUAAACAGAUUUAAGUCUGCAUUUUCAAGACUUUUUGUCAUAAUGAAAUAUAAGAGAAAUAAACGAUUGAAAUUUC
Molecule: messenger RNA, 7170 nt
Organism: Austrofundulus limnaeus
Lineage: Eukaryota; Metazoa; Chordata; Actinopteri; Cyprinodontiformes; Rivulidae
Gene: svila
Product: supervillin a
Biological process (GO): barbed-end actin filament capping; actin polymerization or depolymerization; cytoskeleton organization
Cellular component (GO): actin cytoskeleton; cytoplasm
Molecular function (GO): actin filament binding; phosphatidylinositol-4,5-bisphosphate binding
Source: RefSeq, a predicted model, not a curated record